Molecule: messenger RNA, 3922 nt
Organism: Galdieria sulphuraria
Lineage: Eukaryota; Rhodophyta; Bangiophyceae; Galdieriales; Galdieriaceae
Exons: 3
Coding region: 16-3387 (1123 amino acids)
Molecular function (GO): protein binding
Source: RefSeq, a predicted model, not a curated record
GAACAUUGUUGUGGGAUGUCCGUUUCUACUAUACCUGACAGGUCACAAAGCGGUUUUCGUUUUAAAGAAAAUUGGAGUUUAUACGUUGACAAGUUGUUUCAAAAUGUUGAAGAUGAUUCUGCUAGUUUGAGCCGGUUGUCAGUUUGUAAUGAAACUGAAGUGUUGGCAAUAGUGAAAGGAAGUCAAGUUGUGGUUACUUGGUUGAAGUCCAUUCAACAAUCAACGAACGAGUUGACAGAAUACAAGCGUUUAAAAUUUUCCAAAGUCGUGAAGAACUUUGGUUUUGCCAAGAAAGGAAAUAUAUUAUUCGUUCAUUUGCAACAAGAAGUGAAGCUUACUUUGUAUUCUAUCGCUGCUUUGUUUCAAAAUAACACAGAACCUGUUCAAGUCAUCUCUGUUUCGAGCGUUCCCUGUAAAAUAUGGACAGUAGAAGAAGAAGAACAUCUGUAUUGUAGUGACUAUAGUCAAAUAGAGCGAAUACAUUGGCCAAGUUCAAAGCACCAAAUCUUGUUCCGUUUACCUCAACAAGUGCAGGAGUUGAUGUUUUCUCCAGAAGGUAGAAGAGUGGCCAGUAUAACCAAAGACGCCAAGUUUCAGCUUUGGGAUGACAAGGGAAAGGAAUUGGAUCAACGAAUUCUUCCUUUAGAGUUACCACUUCCGACACUCGAACUAUUUUGGAAUCAUCCCACUAUUUUGUUGAUAAUGGUUCAUCGAAUGGAUGGCAUGUUGUUGAUAUGUUGCAGUAUAGAUGCAGAGACACAUAUUCAGCAAGUGAAUAUUUAUUCUUCGCCUUUUAUCGAAGCACCUUGUUCUAUGAGCAAUGGAAUGUCUCCCUUUGGUAUGAUACAAGUUAUAGAAGAAUGGCAACUCUUCAUUCUAGGUGUUUCUUAUUCAACAGAUAUUCAAGUUAUUUACAAAGAAAAGGAACAAAUAUAUUUACUCAUGUUGGAAGAAGGAGAAGAGAUUUCUUGCCCUGUCGAUGAACAUGGUGGAGAUACUUAUCCUGUAGCUUUUGCAUUAGAUUGGACCAAUACUAUGCCUGUACCUUCCAAAAUCUCUUCUGACACCAAACUUUGUGCAAUGCCCAGACUAGUCUUACUGUUGAAUAACGAUAUGUUGAAAUAUUAUAGUGUUAUUAAUGAUCAUUGCACUCAACCUUGUACUAGAAUUAGACCAUCUAUAGCACCUAUUGUUGUAGGUUUGUCAUCAUCACAAAAAGAAAAGAGUUUAUCUGAAAGUCCAUCUGAGAGCCAGUUAAGCUCUCAUCAGAGAAACUCAUUUACGACUGUGGAUAUGGAUUCUAUGUGUGAUAAUCUUACAAAGAAGAUGCAACGAUUAUUUCAUGAAAUAACAAAGAAACAAGAUAAUUUGGAUGUCUCACUUCCGCAAGAGAUAAUGGAUAGAAGGAUGCUUCGAAUCGAUGCAAGGUAUCAAGAUUGCAAAGUGCAAUGUCGAAAACUUUUACAACAGUGUGACCGUUUACACAAAGAAUGGAUAGAACAGAUUAUAGGAGAAUUGGAAGAAUGCGAAAAGAUGCGUUUGGAAGAAGAACAAAUUUUGUACAACGCUGAAAACCAGUCAGAAACUUUUCUACAAGAUUGGAUUCACCCACAAUGGAAAGAAAUAGAACAACAAGUACAAGAGAAGAAACGACAAAUCGAACACUCUAUUGAUUUCAUUCAAGAAUUUUUAGAGAAAACUUAUCGGGACAGAAAGGCAGCACAUCACAUUGGUGAUACAAGUGUAAUUUCUCAACGCAAAAAAAUAUUUCAGUCAUUAUAUAUACAGCGACAACGCUUAGAAACCCUUUUUAAACGAUUUCAAGAAGUAGAAAGGACAUAUUUGGAUAGAAUUCAAAGCAGUGACACUACUUCAUCAUCGCCAAGUUAUUCACAAAACCGGACUCAUUUUCCAGUUUUAUUGGCAGAGAAUUGGAUAGAUACAAAUACUCUGAUGGAUACCGAAUCUUUAAAGAAAUCUAGCCAAUUGAUCUAUGAGAUGGCCAUGAAUAAUGGAAGAAAUGAAAUAAGGCCUCAACAGAAACCUCUGCAUUUUCCAAAAUUGAAACAAAUUUCUGGAACAAACAACAAGGAGAAGACUUUGAUCAUGAAUCAAGAUCAAAUGUCAAUAGCGUCGUUAUCUUUUCAUUCAGUCAAUAAUUCCAAUGAGCAAUCGUUUUCGCAGUUACAGUCUUCCUCUUUGUUAGCAAAUGAUUCUUCUGCUUUUAGUUUCUCUUUAAAAACAUCCAUGGAACAACAGAAAGAGAAGAUGCCAUCCAAUCGUAUUUCUCUCAAUGAUACGCCUCGUCAAGCUCCAUUGGAUGAGCAUGAACAACAACCAGAAACAACUAAGAUAGGAUAUCAUUUAGACGCUUUCAAAGAGAACCCCAAAGAGUAUGUCCGAAGCAAAUCAUCUUCUUUCCAACAUGUAACCAAUGCAAACUCUCAUUUGUAUCAAGAAAAGGAAGUCCAGCAAUCACAUCCAUCAUCGGAACUUAGUUUGGUAAAACCAGAUGAUGCUUUGCACAAGUCAUCCACAAGUAUUCAAAGUAUGGAUUCCCACUCGAACGAGGGACCAACAGCACCUCUGGAUGGAAAAUCAAAGGAUACGAAAAAUGAAGAUACACUUACAACUCCUCCUAUGAAAUCUUCCAACGAUCAGCAGCAUGAAGAAGUAACUCAACUGACAAUCAAAACUUUGGAAUCCACUGAAGCUGACAAUUCGAAUAUGGCAACGACUGAUCAUUCUGUUAUGAGAGAUUUUGAAUCAAUGGAAUUUUCCAAUGAAAAGCAGUCAGAGUCAAGAACAAACCCGAAUAGUCAAAAGGGUGCGUUGCAAAUGCAAAAUAACCCAUUUGGAAGAGGCUUUCCACAAGUUGGUACUGUCGCUGGGCCAUGGAGUGGCUUCGGAUCCUUGGCUUCCACCGAUUCAACCUUUUCAAGUCCCAGUUCACUAACAACAGUUGUCAAUUCAUCGCAACAGAAUGUUGCCAGCAACACUGGAUUCAGUUCGGGCUUUGGAUCACCUGUCAGCCAUCCUCCAAUGAACAGUCCAUUAGGUACAAAUGUAAAUACUUCAAGUUCUGGAUAUCAAUUUGGUAGCCCUUCUCCUUUUCUUUCUCCCGUUGCAGGAGCUUUUGGCAUUUCAAACGUUACUCCUCCUACAAAUAGAGCAGCAUUUGGUUUCGGUAUGAGUUCUUCUGAUGGGUCAAAUCCGUUUGCUUCUCUUGCGCAAAGAACAGCAACUUCUCCGGUAUUGAGUUCAAAUAUUUUUGGUUCUGUUCCAAACCCAUCCACAAGUCCUGGAACAAAUGCUGCUUUUACAUGGAGUCAGUCAACUAGUACUGCAACAUCCCUACCUCCGUCAUUUAGUCAAAUGCGCAAGUAAUUAUAUCGCCAUAUAGCUAGAAACUAGAAAAGUUUUCGUUUGAGGAGAGCCCAUUGUGUUAAUUUGCAAAGAUGGUACUGAAAUAUUUCGAAGAUGGGAUUACUCGUUGGAUACUAAAUUUCAUUGAAGUAAAUACGUAUACUUCUAAGCCUUUAUGAAGGUGACAAGAGAACUUUUCGCCAAUGCUUAGAGAGGAUAUUUGCUUUUAGAUGAUUCGAAUGUUGUAGGUAUCGACAGCAAAUCGGUUGCUCUUUGGACCGGAAAAAUCUAUGUUGUGAUUGUUGUGAUUGACUCUUGAUACAUUCAUGAACAUUUAUUUCAUUUGAAAAGUUUAAAAUCUUCAAAUUAUUGUUCAUUUAUGUGUCAAGCGAAGCUAGGUUUGACAUAUAUAUGUUUCUUCAUUUUGCUUGAAUAUAUUUAUAUACAUGUUGAUUUGCAAAGAAAAUAUUUGUUAAAACUAGAAGGAUGAAUAGUUGAGAGGAGCAGUUGUGUAUAUAGUGAAAUCCGAAGAGUCAACUGGUUUAAGGAAAAAAGU